CUCUUCGGCUCGCACCAGCACCUCUCCGCUCCCGCACCACCCAGCAGCAGCCAUGGUGUCCACCGCCCGCAAAGCCGCGCUCGCCGCUCUCAUGUCGCUGUCCGUGCUCCUGGCUACGUGCGACGCGCAGCUGCAGUUCCGCGACUCCAAGCCGAAGAGGGGCAUCGCUUCCCUGGGCUACGGACUACCAGGCGUGGCAGUACCAGCAGCGGGCUCCCUGGUGGCGCCGUACAACUACUUCUUCAGGAGCCAGCCGGCGCACUACGCCGCCGCAGCGCCGCUUUCUCUGGCCGGCCACUACGCGGCAGCACCCGCAGCACCGGCCUACGCCGCCCCCGCGCCCGCCUACGCCGCCCCCGCGCCCGCCUACGCCGCCCCCGCAGCCGCCUACGCCGCCCCCGCGCCCGCCUACGCCGCCCCCGCAGCCGCCUACGCCGCCCCCGCAGCCGCCUACGCCGCCGCCCCCGCAGCCUACGCCGCCUCCCCAGUCGGGCCGUACGCGGCGGCACCUGCGGCCUUCGCCUCCCCUGCGGCAGCGGCCUACGCUAAGCCGGCUGCCGCGGGGUAUGGCUACCUGGGCUGAAGACGCUCCAGCCGCCGUAGCGGAGUAUCUUCCUCUCCGAGUUCCUCGUGACGUCUCAGCGUAAUCUGUCUUCUUUUUUUUAUAACUGCAAUAUUUAUUGUACAUCACAGCGUCCCAGAAGGGCUCUGGUUGGUUGUUGUACUUUAAUAAAAACUUUAUAUAUAAUACCAAA
Schistocerca gregaria is the source of this 755-nucleotide messenger RNA. RefSeq names its product cuticle protein 16.5-like. Bases 53 to 583 code for a protein of 176 amino acids. NCBI's taxonomy places the organism in Eukaryota, Metazoa, Arthropoda, Insecta, Orthoptera, Acrididae. The transcript is spliced from 3 exons. The record is from RefSeq and is a predicted model, not a curated record.